Messenger RNA from Verticillium dahliae VdLs.17, 816 nucleotides. RefSeq lists its product as uncharacterized. Gene Ontology annotation, molecular function: DNA-binding transcription activator activity, RNA polymerase II-specific. Gene Ontology annotation, biological process: regulation of transcription by RNA polymerase II. The record is from RefSeq and is a predicted model, not a curated record. The coding region runs from base 1 to 816 and encodes 271 amino acids. The transcript is spliced from 2 exons. Lineage: Eukaryota; Fungi; Ascomycota; Sordariomycetes; Glomerellales; Plectosphaerellaceae.
AUGCACGCCCUGUUUGCCCUCGCCGCGCUUCACAAGGCUCAGUUCCGAUUCGAGGAAAGGGAACACUACAUGUCUAUAGCGAUGCGACAUCAUCACCACGCGUCCAAAUCAGCCAGGAUACUUCUCGAUAAUAUCACGCCCGAGAACGGCAACGCCUUGUUUCUGUUCUCCAUCUUCACCUGCAUCGUUGUGCUGAAUCUACCCGAGCCGCCGUCAGAAGCCGACUCGUCAGAGAACCCAUGUUUCUUCCGCCAGUGGUACUGGACAAUGCACGGAAUCCGCUCCAUCACAGACUUCUUGGGCUCCGCCAUUCAGCGAGGCUACCUCGCGCCCCUGACGACGUAUUUUGGGGCCCGCUGGUCCCUGCAAGAUUCUGGUCUUCUCCUCGCCACAACGCUGCCCACCGUGUCCAUCGUUGACAUGCUAGACGAGCUUCAACAACGUCUUUACGACACCGUCCUAGACCCUGAAGAACUGGGCUCCUACACUUCAUUCCUCGACCGCCUUCGAGAGGCUGCUGGGACCAUGUCGUCGUGGCAGGAGUUUGACGUUUUUGUGUGGCUGUUUCGGUCUCUUGACGAGUUCGCGCUGCUGCUGCAACUGCCGACGCAAGAGACAAUGGUUCUGUGGGCACAUGUAGCCGUUGUUGUCAAGGCCUUUGAGGGGCAGUGGUGGCUGAAGGGUUGGGCGGAUAACAUCAUGUCUCUAGUCUAUCAGCGGCUAGACUGGGAGCACACAACAUGGGUGUACAGGGCCGCGGUAGAGAUGAACUGGAUCAUGCCUGAAGAGGAAGUCAUUGAUCCGCAGCUUUUGUAA